AUGGGGUUAUAUGCAGUACGACAUCCACGGUUAAAUUCAAUUGGAAACAGCAGAAAUUCAAGAAGUGGAGUUAGCGGAGAAACAACUCCGCUGUCACGUGUAUGGCACGAGAAAGCAAAGUUGUUAUUUAUCAUCACCACUCGAGGACAUCAUCGAGAAAGAUAUAUUGGUACUGGACAACGCUAUACAACAAUGCUCCGCUUCAGCCGCAUACUUGGUCCAAUCUCACCACGUUUUUUACUUCGACAAGCUCCCAUAACCACCAGACCAUGGCUCGCUCGCUCCCUCCAAACAACCUAUGUACAGCACAAACUAUUUGGGGGCCACAAGAAACAUGCAGAUCCGUUGAGCAAGUCAACUACCACUGUCAAUCCAGCUCCUGUCGAAACUGCACAGGACGAUCCGCUCAAGUCGUCACUGUCCCAGUCACCACUUCCAGCAGAAGGACCAACUGAACAUGAUUUCAAAACCCACCCCAUUCUCAAGCGUGUACCCAAGUUUCUUCGUAACUACACGGCCAAAUUCGUCAAUGCACCUUUUUCACACUUGGUUGCCUUCAUUGUACUUCAUGAACUCACAGCUGUUAUUCCGUUGAUUGGUAUUUGGUAUUAUUUGCAUCAGCAUCCUGGUUUUAUCCCAUUGGAUCUCCCGCAGUGGGCUUUGACUAAAGGGGCCAAGGUCAUUGAUUCGGCAAUGGGUCAGUUCGAUUGGAGCUUCAAUACAAGUGACAAGCUAUCAGUGAUUAUGGAAGGGGCUUAUGCUUUUACAAUUGUCAAGUUGUUUUUGCCGGUUAGAGUUGUAAUAAGUUUAUGGGGGAUGCCUUGGUUCGCCAAAUGGUUUGUUUUACCAAUAACCAAUUUGUUUGGUAAUUGGAAGAAGUUGAGAAGAGCAAAGAAGGAGGGUAAACCUGUGGAUGCAAGAAUUAAAACUAAACAAGUGGAUAAACCUAGAUUAUAG
Molecule: messenger RNA, 957 nt
Organism: Lodderomyces theae
Lineage: Eukaryota; Fungi; Ascomycota; Pichiomycetes; Serinales; Debaryomycetaceae
Exons: 1
Coding region: 1-957 (318 amino acids)
Cellular component (GO): mitochondrion
Source: RefSeq, a predicted model, not a curated record